Protopterus annectens (West African lungfish) is the source of this 2038-nucleotide messenger RNA. It is a transcript of the gene TMEM35B, whose product is annotated as transmembrane protein 35B. The record is from RefSeq and is a predicted model, not a curated record. The transcript is spliced from 3 exons. Lineage: Eukaryota; Metazoa; Chordata; Ceratodontiformes; Protopteridae. The coding region runs from base 190 to 606 and encodes 138 amino acids.
UCUUAAAGGUGUAUAUACACUUAAUCGCUUGCACACUACUGACUGUACAAAACACACCCCACCCCUCGCACAACCGACUGUACAAAACACACCCCACCCCUUAGUGAAAAUAAAGUAGGCGGCACCUUCUGCGUAUGUAGAAGAUAGUAAAUCAGUUGCAGUUCUAUUUUGACAAAUUCAGUCAGGGAAAUGGCGUUCGUUUUCACUGCAAUCCGAGUGCUGUUGGGACUCUUCUUCUCAUUCGCUGGCGCUGUGAAAUUGACAGACCUGAUUUCGGAUGAAGUCUACCAGCAGAUGAAAACACAGUUUGUGCAGUUUGCAGAUGUGUUUCCUCUAAAAAGUUUUGGCUUUAAGCCAGAACCCAUGCAGUAUCUAGAGGCAGUAGGAUGGAUUGAGCUGGUCGCAGGGCUUUUGCUGGCAUUUGGACCGCGCCUUCUGCAGGAAAUCAGCAACUUUGUUCUCAGCAUCAUCAUGAUGGGUGCAAUCUAUACCCUUCUUGUUUUGAAAGAACCUGUGGCAAUGUGUGCUCCUGCCACGGUCUGCCUUGGUCUGCUGCUGCUUCUCAAUAUCCAUGGAAGAAGAAAGAGGAAGUCAAAGUUUGAGUAACAGACCAUACUUACUUCACAAAUUUGGGCAGUUCCUAAAAUAUCAUUAGCUGUGCAGCUGAACUCUUGUGUCUUUACUUCACUUUUACACUGUCAAGAAAAUAACUUCUGUUAGUGUAGCAUGUUUGCUACCUAAACUAAAAAAAAAAUUAAAAUUAAAAAAAAAAAUAUGCUGAACAUAGCGAUACUUUAUCUGUUGGUUUCACUACUAACCACCUGGACUAAAAGCUUUCAUUUUCCACUUUUAUGAAGAGAUAUGCAUGUUUUUCAACGUUUUCCACUUUGCUAUGCUUUUUUUAAUUUAAGAAAAUCAACCAAAAAUCUUAUGUGAAAAUGUGACUUUUGGAGUGUGACAAUGUAAUCUGGAGUACUCUGUCUCCAGCAUCACUGGACAAAAUGUAUGACAUUGGUAUUUUUUUUUCCUUUCUUCUGCUUAUGGUCUAGACUACUUUCCCAUGAUAGGUCAGGCAAUGUUGUUUUAUUAAGCUACUGUCUUUAAUGACUCAGAUGUUUGAAACUGAGUGUAUAUGUAUGUAUGUAUAUACUCAGCCUGUAGUAACCAUCUCAGGUAAUCAGACAUUUGCUGACAGCAAUAAACCAAAUGUACUUUAUGAACUAAACAAAUUUAUAUUACCAAAUGGUAGUUAUUGUGUUCCAAACACACCGGGUAACAAUAUAUUAACGGUGUGUUUUCAUCAAGUGUUAUCUACUGGGUUUCAGUUUUCCUUCUGUUGUAGUAACGAAAGUGGGAUGACAAGUUUUCAGAACAGUAUUUCAUCGCACUAAUUUGCAGCAAAACUAUUCAUGCAUUUUAAUGAUGUUAUAAACAAACUAAUGGGGUAUUAUAUUGAGGGUUUUGAAAAACAAAACUGGGAGAAAUUUCCAUUCUUUGAUCAAACACAACAAAAUAUGGCAUCUUGGUACACAUCUUAUGACUUUUUAGUUAGUAACACACCUCUUUUUUAUACCUCAUGGCUCAUCAGGGUCACUUCAGAAUUUCUGUGAAUUUAUCCCAAAGACUUUUGUGGUAAAAAAAAAAAAAAAAUCAUAAAAUGAUGUGUAAUGAGCAGUAUUAAUGCACUGAAUGGUUGGAGCUGUAAUUUGCAAAGUUUGGUUUUACUAGUCUUUUUGGUAGGGUCCCUUUCAUAUGUAUUCACUAAUUUCGUAUUGCAAUUUUCAGUAAUGGAUGUCAGAAAUAUAUACAUUGCUUCUUCCUGCAUAUAUCAUUAUAAAAUUUUUAUCAGAAUUUUAAAAUGGGUUGCGUAUGAGUUUUACACACUGUAACCUGUUAAACUACUGGGUGUAGUUUGUGUUGUAUAAAGUGACCAUGUAUGUGUGGGACAUAUCAUGUUUGUAAAUUUGAUUUUAUGUUAAACUGAAUCUGAGGACAUUUACUGACAAAAUAUAUCAUGAGAAAUAAAAUGUAGACCCUA